AAAUGGUACGUUAUAGUGUUGAUCUGUGUUGAUGGAAAAUAUGGUUGAAAUCCGGGGCGUUCAGGUACGGACCCGCCCUAAACCCCAAUAGGCUUAGUGCCAAGGAGGUAAACCGAAAGAUGCCAAAGAUGAUACUCGUUGAGAUCCUUGGUUCGGCUGGAUGAAUUAGGGAAAAUUGGGAAUCAAAACAACUCGACAGGAAUAUCCCAAGCGCCAGGGGCUCCCUGGGUUAUCCGAAAAAAAGGCGUGACGCGAGAUUGAUCUAUUAAUACCAUCACUGCCGAGGAGGUAAUUAAUCUACUAUGUAAGAAGACGUGUUAAAGGCGCUAUCGACCCGCUUCCCCUUUUAGUGGGAAAAAGUGCCCCCCUUUCGAACUUCCAGAGAAUUGUUCUCUCCGCCGAUCGAUCACCUUCACAAAUCCAACCGAGGAGUGAUCCCUAUUUUUAUUAAACCGUUUGACCGUUGUCGACCCGACGACCACCUGUCCUUUCCUGCUUGGGUUUGAGAGAUAUCAUUUUCUCUUACUAUCAGAUCGGUGUCUUUCCUUGCAUUACUCCCAGAUCUAUAUAUUCUUCGUCAGUGUAGCACAUACCCCCCCGAAAAGAGCCAGCGCAUUAGAUCCACGCGAUCAUGGAUGAGUCUAUCGAGUCCGAGUCCGUCGCCCCUCCUGUCCGUGCCUCUUCACCCUCGCCAUUCAUCAUCCCGACGCCUGCUCUCUCCUCCUCGUGUCCUUCCCCGGACCGUACCGUUUCCACUGUUUCGACCCUUUCAUCCCGCUCCGUUUCGUCUGCCACUUCCGCCGAUGCCAGGUCUUCCGUGUCGACCGUCUCCUCACGGAGACGAGGAUACAUCCGACCCCAGGGGGCCGAGUUCGCUGAAUCGGCCAGACACCGCGAGAGUGUGAUGAGCUUGGGCAGUAUAGCUCACCUGCAGUAUUACUUUGCCCGGACAGGCUUGCUGGAAGGCAAAGGCGGCCACGCUCGGGAGUGGAAAAAGAAGCAGAAGCCGGAAGACAUUCCACGACUGCUCCUCACGCCAAACGCUCGCUUCAUCGAGGAUCUGACCGAGAGCCCCACGGAAGAGACCUCGGAUCCCGCCGAGGAGGAAUUCGAUGAGCACGAGGUAAUGCUGCCUCCCACCGUGAGCACCUAUAGCGUGAAAACGUUUCACAUUCCGCCGCCGCCAGAUAUCGGCGCCCUACGAAAGGACCUGCUAGACGCGUUGAACAAAGCGGGAAAGAGCAUGGAGACGAUCGGAUCCCAGAAGGAACCACCUCGAAACAUGAAGUCCCCACGUAUCAAUGUAGACGAACUUCCCGACAUAGGGGACGUGACGAGCAAGACGCUGACCGGGGCGACUCCCUUGGGCUGGCAUGAGGCCCAGGGCAUGCAAAUAUUGGAUGUCGUUACCCUUGCCAUUCGGGCUGCCAGGAUUUACUAUACCGCCCACGAGCGCCCGGAGCGACUGGCGUCGAUCAAGAGUGAGCGGGAAAUCCGACAGGAACUAUUCGACAUGCUGGAGGUUUUGAAACGAUGGGCCUCACGUAAUUUUACCGGUGGACUCCGGGACGACGAGCGAUCGUCGAUCAUGGGUUGGAUGUCCAAUGUGCGCAGCAUGCUGGCCCAAGAGGUGCGUAUGGAGGAGUCGGAAGCCCAAGAGCGACAGGGAUGGGCUUGGGCACGUGGCGACUGGACUGGGAAAGAGAGGGCGCGCGAGGAGGCCUUCCUGCGUAGUUUGCUGGAGACGGGUUCACUGCCAACAUGGACCUCCCUAGAGGGCCAGGCUCUCCCGACUCCAAUGCUUGAGUGGUUCCGAGACGGCCGUGGUCUCGUCCGAAUACAUAACCAGGCCGUUAAGAAAUCCAAGAGACCAUUCUGCGAAAUCAAAUCUUUCCACGAGGACGUCGCCAAACCUUACCGGCGGGCGGAUAACCUUCGGUACUGGAUCAAGGCGGCUGAGAUACGAUGGGAGACGAAGUUAGAAAUGGAUGUGAUGGGGGUGGUCUACGGGAAUAGUGAUGAGGCUUGGAGAAAGUUUGACACUGCCCUCCUUACUUGGUGCAAGGCAGUGCGCGAGGAGCUGAUGCGAGAUUGGAGGGAGCCUGAUCGAGGGAAUGCCGAUGCCAUCCCCCUGCAUGACGAGUUGGCAGUUUGACCCUGCGUGAGGAGAAGUAUGAAGGAGAGUUUUGGUACCUGAUGGCUGGGACCACGUAGUACGUUUUGCUUGAUGUGCACUUUGAUACCCCUUACUUGCUUGAGACUUGCUUGCUAUGUGGGAGUUUUUUCACUUUACUUUUUAAUUCUCUUCUCUGGUGAUUUAUUUUUUCUUCUUUUCUUUCUUUUUUUGGCUAUUUUGUUUGGAAUAAACUUUUACUUUCUUGAUGGGGGUGACUUGGUAUUAAUAUUUGAUAUGCCUAAAUGACUGACAUCAUCUUUUUGGGGGAUUUAUUUGGGUUUCAAACGGAUUGGAGUGGAAUGGGAUUGGGCUGUACUGUACUAUACUGUACAUAAGGAGUGGAACGGUACCACACUUUGGAAUUUACAUACCAUGGGGGGUUUUUUUUUCCCGACUGGCUGUUUGGGGAAUACAUGUGAAGAAACCCAAGGAACUCAUUACCACUCAAGUUAGCAACCAAACUAGAAAGAGAAAGAAAAAUAGCAUCAUGUAUCGGCAAACCCGUCCCUUUUUCCACCGACUCGAAAAGGGGAGCUUGCCGGGAAAAGGGAAGAAAUAGGUAGUAUUCACUUAUUCAGUUGGGGCUAGUGGUGUUCUCCUGAAAGGACGAUCCAAAACGGCGUCCGGAAAACAAGGGAGGAGAGAGAAAGUGUAGUAAUUUAGUAAUUUCAAAUUUCUCUUCUCUCUUUUUUAAGGUUCCCU
Messenger RNA from Aspergillus alliaceus, 2878 nucleotides. RefSeq lists its product as uncharacterized. The record is from RefSeq and is a predicted model, not a curated record. NCBI's taxonomy places the organism in Eukaryota, Fungi, Ascomycota, Eurotiomycetes, Eurotiales, Aspergillaceae. The coding region runs from base 632 to 2155 and encodes 507 amino acids. The transcript has a single exon.